Spodoptera exigua (beet armyworm) is the source of this 1212-nucleotide messenger RNA. The record is from the annotation of a GenBank genome assembly. Lineage: Eukaryota; Metazoa; Arthropoda; Insecta; Lepidoptera; Noctuidae.
AAACUGGCAACAACGACAAACAAAUUUUUAAAUAACCUGUAAUUUUUGUAUAACCAGUAAUAAGCUGAGUCAAAUUUAUGAGGUCAUACUGUAUACUGUGUCCUACAUCAUUGCCAGUAAAAGAGUCGAAACAUAUGAUAACGCUUAUUGUGUAGUGUAAUGUCUCAAAAUAUACAAAUUAAAAUGAAAUUUCCUUUAUUGUGUUUAUUUUUAAUGAGUUUUGGUUUUACCAGUGCGGCCUUGGAGAAAUAUGGACCUCUCAGCUUCGCGUUAAAGAUGGUUAAAUGUGAGCACAGGAGAGACCUAGAUCUCGAUGUCAGUGGCAUUGACGUAUACUUCUACGACUUUCAAAAUGGCAUCACUGAAACUUUUCCCAUCAACGAAGCUGCCCAAGGAAUCCUAGCCUUAAAAGACCUGGACAAAGUGAAGAAAUUCUUUAUGUUCGUCGGUGGCUUCAAAUCACACAUCAACAAGAAUACAGAAGAACGAGUAAGAAACGCCUUUAAAGAUUUCCCCAACAGCUAUCUGAUCAUUAUCGAUCAUUCAGCCUACACCAACGACAGACAAGGCAAAAAGAAGAGCUACGAACGCUCAGUAAAAUACGUCUACUACAUAGGUAAACAAUUGGCUCAAAUGUUGGUGGGUCUUCACGGAGGAGGAAUUUCACCUAAAACUAUUCACUGCAUUGGCCAUAGCCUUGGCAGCCAAAUGUUGGCCCAUGUUGGUGAAAUCUUCUUUGAAACUACAGGUGAAAAGAUUGCAAGGAUAACAGCGUUAGACCCAGCUGGCCCUUGUUUUUCGAACAGUUUCAUUCAGGAGCAAAUCAGGGCUGGUGUGGCAGAUUAUGUAGAAGUAUACCAUUGUAACGCUGGUGGGUUGGGUACGACCAGCGUACUAGGUGACGUGGAUUUCUUCGUGAAUAAAGGGGCAUCUCAACCAAACUGUGGGACUGCCUUGAUACCAGGCAUAAUAGACUCCUCAUUUUCCGCUAAAUGUAAUCAUAAGACUUGUGUUACAAUGUGGACGGCAUCAGUAAAGAAUCCUGAAGGAUAUACGGCGUAUAAAUGUGACAAAUACAAAUAUUUUAAAGGCGGUAUGUGUUCGCUAAAUGAUAAAGCUGUAGCUGGAUUCUGGAAUCCUGGUAAUGCGACUGGUGUAUAUUACUUCUCCACUGAAGGUUACGAUUUUAGUUAGUUAAUUUUUAACAUAGCU